This is a messenger RNA of Sipha flava (yellow sugarcane aphid), 981 nucleotides long. Its product is annotated as zinc finger MYM-type protein 1-like. The coding region runs from base 1 to 981 and encodes 326 amino acids. The record is from RefSeq and is a predicted model, not a curated record. Lineage: Eukaryota; Metazoa; Arthropoda; Insecta; Hemiptera; Aphididae. The transcript has a single exon.
AUGUCUGAAGAUUUUUUUGAAGUAUCAGCAGCCUCAACUUGGAAAAAUGAUCCCUUUCUGUUCAUAAAAAUUAAACAUUUUACACCAGAAAUUAUAAGUAUGAUUGUGGAAUGGGGACCAUGUCAGCCAACUUGUGAUGUUCUACCAAAUAAAGAAUUUUUAAAAGACAAAGAUGGACGGUAUUUUCAUGCAGGAUGGUACUACAGAACUCAUACAGAUGGAACUAAAACAAGAAGAAACUGGUUAACUUAUUCACCAUCGCUAAAUAAGAUAUUUUGCUUAGACUGUAUUUUAUUAGGAAGAAAAACCGUUAAAGCUUGGGUAAAAGAUGGAUUUUCUCACUGGAAAAAUAUGGGCAUUGCAAUAAUUAACCAUGAAACAACUAAUACGCAUAUUGAAGCUUCAUUAAAAAUGAAAUUAAGGGAAUCUGUUUUACCCUUAAUUCCAUCCUUGGAAGUAAACCAAAAAUCAAGUGUAGCUCUUAAUAGGGAAAUUGUGAAACAACUAAUAGAUAUAACAGUCUUUUUGGGACGCCAAUGUUUACCGUUUAGAGGGCAUAGAGAACGCUUGACUGAUCAACUCAAAGGUAAUUUUAAAGACUUGGUACUUCUGUUAUCUCAACAUUCACCGGCGCUUGCGUCACAUGUUUCAACUCUCAAAUUAAAAGGACGUAAAGAUAUAUCUUUUAUUUCUUGGGAUCGCCAAAAUCUUUUGAUUGAAUCUGUAUCAGAAUACAUAUCACAAAUCGUUCAAUCUGAUAUUAUUUCAUCAAGAAUAUUCAGUGUUUCACUCGAUUCUACCUUUGAUAUAUCCCGUAAGGAACAGGUUUCUUUUAUUAUAAUGUAUGUUAAUGAAACUAAUGGUACAGUUAUGGAAAGAUUAUUAGCAUUAGAAGAAUUUCCAUGCACCACCGGAGUUCAUCUUUCUGAGUUAUUUCAAAAUGUUUUUAAUAAUCAUAUCUUGAUUGGAAAUCAAAUUUAA